Molecule: messenger RNA, 5278 nt
Organism: Rhincodon typus (whale shark)
Lineage: Eukaryota; Metazoa; Chordata; Chondrichthyes; Orectolobiformes; Rhincodontidae
Product: B-cell lymphoma 6 protein homolog
Exons: 10
Coding region: 2325-4469 (714 amino acids)
Biological process (GO): negative regulation of transcription by RNA polymerase II; regulation of immune system process; regulation of cytokine production
Molecular function (GO): protein binding
Source: RefSeq, a predicted model, not a curated record
CUCCGUCUCCCACAGUAACUGUCCCAGUGUUUGUGUCCGUAUCCCUUUCUAUCUUCCAGCCUCUGGCUGUGCAACUCCUUAUCGUGAACGGAUUCGGCUGUCACUGACAGGCUCGAAUCUGUUUGUUGUGACCGCUUUCCCCCCUUCUCUCUGUCUGGGGAUCUCUUGAACUUGACCCCGGGAGUCAAGCCAUGGGGUCGAGCCUGGGCUGUGGGUGUCCGCUCUCGGUCCUGGGGUGUCCAGAUCAGGAAUAUUCAAACCACAAACCCCCUCGGAACUGGUCCCUCCGACUGUGCCAGGUUCGGGCUUCCCCGGGAGAAGUGAAGCGUCGGUUCCUGGGAUCAUGCGGAACCGAUUGGCUUCCCUUUCCUUGGCGGAAUUCGAUCCCUGGCGGUGGAUUCCUGGAGAGACCGGGGGGAGGGUCUCCCUCCUGCCUGUUGCGAUCCUGGGGAUUAGGGGUCGGCUUUCCAGGAUGCGGGGGAACCGGGGUGUGUAGAAGUCCCGGGCUGUGUCAGUGUCUCUGGUCAUGGUUGUAAUUAGGGUUUUGGAGAUUAUUUUUUCCCCCCUCCCGUGGACGGGAGGGGGGCGGCGGCUGGGGUCCCGGCGUGUUCGCCGCUCUCUCCGGUGGAAAGUUUUGGGGACAGAAUGAUCGCGAUUAUUUUCGGAACAUUGUGUUGACAUAAGCUGCUGUUCCGCCGCUUGGUUCCGCGUGAACGGCCCCAGCGGCUUGUGUAACAUGUUGUUCAACAAACAUUGCCAGAGACAGCGGGAGUCCCGGGGUGUUUGGGGGAAAGGGAAGGGGGACGGUGAGAGAGAGAGAGAGAGAGCCCGGCUUGGGGUGGGGGUGUACAUGGGGUCAGAUUCGGGGGGACGGAACGGGCGGCGGAGGAUUGCCUUCUGGUGACCGCGGUCCGGUCGGGGAUUGCCGGCGGGAACCGCGCGCUCUUUCUACCCCCACCUCCCCUCUCAGUGCGCCGCCCGUUCCCGGGGGGUUAAACCUAGCGACGGGGGCUUGGCUGCGGAAUGGGAUCCUCUCCCGGAAUAAUCCCAAAAUUGGUGAAACUACAGGACUCUGGUCCAAUCGUGUGCUUUUGGGGGAGGGGGGAGCUUGUGCUGGGUGAAGAGUGGGGAUGGCUUUCGGGCCAUCCUGCCUGUGCUAGCUCCAAAGGAAUCAAAGUAUCUCCACUUCCUCCGCCUCCGUGUAACAGGAGGCCGUUCAGCCCGUCCCCAGCACACUUUCCCAUUCCGAGACUCUGCUCGGGUACCUCCGUGAUGUCGGGGGUUCCCCCUUUGCCCCGGUGUGAAAUGUUCCGCCGUCAACGUGCCGGCGAUAGUCCCAUGAGAAUACUCCUACGUGGAGGCUGCCUUGUUACCCUGGGCAGGCAUGCACUCCUCCUCCUGUGACCUUCCCCAUCGGACCCGGAUCCCUGUGGACCCCCUCCAUGUGAACCUCCUGAUCCCGGAACCGUGCCAAUGAGAAACGCUCUCUCCCCUUAACACCGACCCCCCACCCCUCAAAAUCAGGCAAUAACCGAGUCCACUCAUCACCUCCCGCUGUCCGCGAAAUCCCUGGUGGUUGGGGGUGGCGGGGUGGAGUCUGGACGGUGUACCGGGGCGAGGCCUUGGGCGGUUCGGGCGAGGCAGGGGUGAGGGGGUGGGCAGGUUUGGAAACGGGACCGAGUUCCCGAUAAGUAGCCCCAGACCGCCACCUGCCGGUCUCCGCCGGUACUGCCACUGGAGCCCAGCUGGAGUGUGGUGGGGGACUGAGUGCGGAGUGGAGAAGGGAGGUUGUGGGGUAGACAGAGGAGGGCUCUGUGUAGGGGAGUGAUGGAGAAUAAGGGGAGAAAACCACCCAAAAUGUGGUUUUGUGGAGUUGAGGGGUGGAAGAGAUUGAGGUUGACUUGCCCAGGCGCUUGUGGUGGGGCUUAAGGUUGUUAGCAGUGGAAGAAGCCACGUGUCUCCUGCUGUUCCUCAGCUGAGAUUUUGUCCCCUAUUUGGGUUUGUCCCAAAGCACACUUCUGUUUCUGCCCAAUGUCCACAAAACAUCAACUGUAAUGACAAUCCGAUUUUUGUUUGUGAUGCUAUGGAGGGAUAAAUAUUGAGCUUAGGAAGUGGCAAGAACUUGCUGUUUCUUUCAAAUAUCGGGAGGAUCUCUUUUGCAUCUGUUUGAGUAUAACAAUUCAACAUCCUGUCUGGAAAAAAUGACAUCUGUGCCAGAGCAGGGCUCCCCCAGGUGGGCACAAAUAUGGCAGAUGGAAUUCACUCCACAGCAGUGUGAGACUUGUCACUGAACUGAACUGUUAUAGGGCACUGAAUAGGACACAAUGGCCUCAGCAGCAGAUAGCUGCAUCCAGUUCACCAGACAUGCCGGUGAUGUGCUGUUUAACCUGAACAGACUGCGAUCCCGAGACAUUCUGACCGAUGUCACUAUCUUGGUGGAUCACCAGCGUUUCCGAGCCCACAAGACAGUACUCAUGGCAUGCAGUGGUCUUUUCUAUGCCAUUUUCACUGAUCAGCUGAAGUUCAACUUGAAUUUGAUAAGUUUGGACCCAGAUGUCGACGCAGAGGGAUUUGGAAUUCUACUAGAUUUUAUGUAUACAUCCCGUCUGCCUCUGAGAGACAGCAGUAUCAUGGUAGUGAUGAAUACAGCCAUUUACCUGCAAAUGGAUCAUGUGGCCGACACGUGCCGUAGAUAUCUACAGUCGAGUGAAGAUAUUUGUUCUACAAUCAGUCCACCUCGGCAGGAGUUUCUUACCAGCAAUGCAGCAUUACCUCCAGAAACAUUAAGCUUUCGAAAAUCUGAAGUGACUGAAAACCUGCUUCGAGAUGCAUCAGUCCCUGAUGGGAGGGCUUUGGCCUCCAGUGCCUACAAUGUAAUGACUCCCUCUCCACAUCCUUAUUCUUUGUACAGCCAUAUCCCUGUUCACAGUUACUCUGCAAAUCCUUAUUUCAUUAAUAAGUUCCAGGAUUGCCAUGUCCCUUUGUCUGAAGUCCCCAAGCUCAGGAGAUACCAGGGUAACUGUGUACAGCACAACAGUGACACGGGUUUCACCAAAUACAGCAGCAGGUCUGUCACUGACAUUACAUCCAAUGUUUGCCACGCAACUGUUUUCUCUCCCAGAGAGAUCUGUAGGGAAAGUGAUGCUAAAAUGGAUUUGCACUAUAAUCAAAUUCCUAACUCCAAAAUGACCUUGCAAUCCAUCACCAAUAAUGUGGCGAAUUACUCUUCCUCACUGAAUGUUAACAGGAGGGUUGAAGAAAGCAAUGUCCCAAAAGAAGAUAGGAGAGGACUCUUGGAAUCCAGUAAUCUGCCAGUAAAUCAUAAAGGCCCCCUGAUUGGGCCUCGGAGCCCUCUGAAAUCUGACUGCCACCCCAACUCCCCAACGGAAUCGAGCAGCAGCAGGAAUGCAUUCAGGAGUCAGUGCUCUGAAUCUCCCACCGCCAAGAGCCCUAUCGACCCCAAAGCCUGUAACUGGAAAAAGUACAAAUUCAUUAUCCUGAACUCAUUGAACCAGAGCUCGAAAACUGAAAAUGGCAACCAGCUGGAACCCGAGAACAGCUCUCCUCCAACUUUCUCUGCCUCGCCUGCUCCUUACCGUCAGUCUUCUGAUGUUGAGACCCUGGGGAGCCAAACUCCAGCCAAGAUGGAUGUUGCUGGGGAUGAGCUGCACGUCACUCAGGCUAGCAAACUCAACAGCAUCGUCAACAGGUCAUCAGAUGAGUCUUCACUGGAUAACCAGCAACCAUCUCCUUUGGACACCUUUCCACGUAAAUGUAGCUCAUGUGAGUCACCAAAUCACCAACACCCUGAGCUGUGCCGCCACACACCUGUAUCUCACCUGGGAGAAGAACUGACUGAGACACAGUCUGAGCUCUCGGACUCCAGCUCAGAGAAUGGAUCAUUCUUCUGCAGUGAGUGCGACUGUAAAUUCUCUGACGAUGCCGCACUCAAGAGGCACAUGGUCCAAUCACACAGCGACAAGCCCUACAAAUGUGACCGGUGUCAAGCUGCCUUUCGUUACAAAGGGAAUCUGGCAAGUCACAAAACUGUGCACACAGGGGAGAAGCCGUAUCGCUGCAAUAUCUGUGGAGCUCAGUUUAAUCGUCCAGCAAACCUGAAGACUCACACACGCAUCCAUUCUGGGGAGAAACCGUACAAGUGCGAGACCUGUGGAGCACGGUUUGUCCAGGUAGCGCAUCUCCGAGCUCAUGUACUGAUUCACACUGGAGAGAAACCAUAUCCAUGUGAAAUCUGUGGGACUCGCUUUCGCCAUCUGCAGACACUCAAAAGUCACCUUCGGAUCCACACAGGAGAGAAGCCUUACCAUUGUGAGAAAUGUAAUCUGCACUUUCGCCAUAAGAGCCAGUUACGACUUCACCUGCGACAGAAGCAUGGAGCCAUCACCAACACCAAGGCCCAGUACCGUCAGCCUGCAGAGACGCAAUCAGAUCUCUGCCAAGCUCGCUGAUUGCUCACAAACUUGCACACAUUUGAGGAAAAUUGACUUUGUUGAGGUGGUGGAAUUUCUUUGAGUUAAGUUUUCAUUCAGUCUCCAUGUGGCAAACUUUACAACAGGUGUCAUCAGAUAAAACUCUAACGGGUUUCUUAAGCUUGUGAAAAGAAGUGCUUGCGAUUAUUCCAGUUAACAGACAUUGGAGUGUUUAGCUUUUAAAAGAUGCCUGUCUGCUCUAAUAUAAAGAAAUGUAUGAAUAUAUAUAUUUUUCCUGUGCAAAGCACAGCAGAGUUGUAUUAUUAUAUACAAGUGGGAAGGGUCGAUAUUUUUAACCAAAGUUUUAGCUAUGGCAGUUACAGAAUGAUGCUUCAGACAGAUUGUCUGCAGGCAGAGCACAGUCUGAACAUCUUAUUGCUUAAAGCACUUAAGAUAUUUUGUCUAUUGUGAAAAUUAUAUGUGCUUUUGAAGUAUUCUUUACAGUUGUUCCUGAAAAUAAGGUUUACAUUUUUGUCCAAAUGCUGUAUUCAUUUUUCAUUUGUGGUGUUCUUGUCUUGUUGACCAGAGCAGUUCCCAUUGGUGCCUUCUACGUGCUAAAGCUGACUCUCCCAAAGGUCUUGAUACUCCCUGACUUUUUACCCCUCCCUCAUUCCUUCCUUCCACCCCUUCCCCCAAGAUCCUGGAUCCCUCACUGCCCUGGGGUCACAGAGCUCCACUGUGAGCUUCCAACAUAAUGUUGGCUUAAAAACUGGGCAAUGAUUUGAGAAUUUUUAUCACAUACUGUACAAUGUAGCUGUAAGGAUGUAAUAAAGAUAUAUCGCACUGUC